CCAACUGGAUAAACGAGUCGAGGACAGGACAGGCUUUGGUCCGUCAGAGGGAGUCCACUUUAGAAGUUUUCGAAGUUUCAGACUGUGUUGGUUAUUUGUAGCUGAUCUUACUUUUUUAAUCUAUUUUUUCUCGCUACGUGUUCACUUUGACAAUCGGAAGAGUCAGAGAGAACAGUUUGUUCAUGCGGUGAUUAUUACUGCCGAUUAAUCCCUCACUCUCCCGAGACGCGGCGGUUUCAUGCGCCAGAGUUGAUGCAUUUCUUCACUGUGUAUAGUGUGCUCCCUGGACUAAACUGUAGGCGACGAGCUUUAAUCUUAUCAAGUCUUCGUGUCUAAGGCCUGUGUGUAAGGUUUGCAUUCUGUCAAAGAAAAAAAAAUGUUGUGGAAGUUGGCAGAUAACGUGAAGUACGAGGAGGAUUGCGAGGAGAGGCAUGAUGGCAACAGCAAUGGAAAUUCACGGUUACCGCACCAUCCGGUGGUUAGUCAGCCCCUCUACAGUCCGGCACCUUCUCUAUCACACUCAACCGGCUCUGACUUUCAACCACCAUACUUCCCUCCUCCCUAUCAACCACUACCUUACACCCAGCCGAAUGACCCGUACUCUCACCUCAGCGACCCAUUCAACAUCAACUCUAUCCAUCAGUCCCCGACAUCUAAUCAGCAACAGCCGUGGCCCGGCCGUCAAAACCAAGACGGGAUCGGACCACAUGCACGCAGUGGACUCACUACUCAGAUUCUGGGCUUAGAAGGUGGAUCUUCCAGCAUUCGAAGAGAUGGCUUUAGGCGGCCAGAGUUGCUACCUCCACAUGUCCAUGGACUUGAGUCAGCAAUGGGCGACAAUAUGGGACUGCAUGAAAUGGGGCAAGGACUCGACGACGUCCAACAUGUGGAUGAUCACAGUAUUGUAACCGCUGACCAGACAGUCAUCAAAAAAGGUCCGGUGACUCAUCCUAAGGGCAACCCAACAGGUGUUCCCUUUCAGAGGGAGUCCCUGCUGGGCAUGGUAUCCAAUCCCACAGAGGUGUUCUGUUCUGUCCCUGGCCGCCUUUCUCUGCUCAGCUCCACCUCUAAGUACAAAGUGACUGUAGCCGAGGUUCAGAGACGCCUGUCCCCACCUGAGUGUCUCAACGCCUCCCUGCUCGGCGGUGUACUACGCAGGGCCAAAUCAAAGAAUGGUGGGAGAUCCCUCAGAGAGAAGUUGGAUAAGAUUGGGCUGAACUUGCCAGCAGGUCGCAGGAAGGCAGCUAACGUCACUCUGCUAACAGCGCUUGUAGAAGGUGAGGCUGUACACCUGGCCCGAGACUUUGGUUAUGUCUGUGAGACAGAGUUUCCCGCUAAGGCAGUGGCUGAAUAUCUGGGAAGACCCCAUGUUGAACGCAAUGAGAUCAACUCGCGCAAGAACAUGCUUCUGGCUGCCAAGCAAAUCUGCAAGGAGUUCACAGACCUCCUGACCCAGGAUCGCAGUCCGCUGGGCAACUCACGGCCGGUUCCUAUUUUGGACCCGGGCAUCCAAGGCUGCCUGACCCACUUCAGCCUCAUUACACACGGCUUUGGCUCACCAGCCAUCUGCGCUGCCAUGACCUCGCUGCAGAACUACCUCAAUGAGGCUCUGAAGCAGGUGGACAAAAUGUACCUUAAUGCAGCUGGAGACUCCUCACAAGGCUCCUCAGAUGGAAGCAGCAAAGCUAUGGACAAGAUGGACAAACACAGGAAGUGAAGCAUCCAGUUUGCUGAAACAUUUUUUGAGGACCACAGAGCGGUCGGUGCCUCGUCACCUUUUUGUCGGUCCAGCUGAUUGAUUAAUGGCUCACUGCUCCUUCCUUCAUAUUCUGGUCUUCCAGAUCACAGUGGCUAUCCUCUUUGUUCUUCCGAGUAACUGGCGCAGAUUAUUGUAAUUUCUCCACCAACAUCUCUAGACAAGUGUUCGCCCAAAAAUAUGGUGGGAGCUUUUUUUUUUCCUCUCUCUUUUUUUUUUAAAGCAGAUACCAUUUCAAGAGUUUAUAUGUGGAUUUUAGCUUUUGGUUUUUUCAUGAAGAGGAAGUCCUACAUUGAUGAUGUCAUCAUCUUUGGUGCUGACAACAAGCAGAGGACAUGCAGAGGACAUUUGAUCCACUUUGAGAGAAUAAGUAGCUUUUUUGCUUAACUUCAUUUGGAUGCAGUGUUAUUGUACUUCUGUCUGUGGGAGUAUUGUUAGCAUGAAUGAGUGUUAUGUAUGUCUCUAUCGUAAAUAAGCAUCGAUAUAAAUGUCCCGAAAGGCACUGAAAAAAAAAUUGUCAAGUGACAAUUUUGGGAUAAAUAAUAAAUGCUCUUUCAGGGCUGUUUUUAUUGUCCUAUUAGCUUUAUACCAAAUGUUCACUGAAUAAGAUCACAAUGAUGAGCAAAUGUGCCCCAGUUAAGUACACUGGUAACCUGCUUAAUAUUUUCAACAUUAUUCAAGUUAUCCGAAGAUCAGAGUCAGACAGACAAAUGCAUGUGUGUUUUGUGUGAUACUAUCCAUGUUUUCUGUAAAUACAGUAUGUCUUUUUUAUACUUUUAGAUUAAAUGGACUAGAAAAUUUGCUUCCACUUAUCUUGCCCUAAAUGUAAAUAUUUUCUAAUUUAUGUUGUAAUUUAAUGGGAUUUGUAAAUACUGGUACAAUUCUGGUGUAUGGUUUUGCUUUCAAAAAGAUGUCUUAAUCUUUUUAUAAAUAGGUUAGUUUUUUUUUAUCAUAUAGUCAUUAGGCCUUGGGGAUUGUUUUCUUUUCAUAUAAGUGUAAAAGCCUUUUAAAGCUAUA
Molecule: messenger RNA, 2773 nt
Organism: Hemibagrus wyckioides
Lineage: Eukaryota; Metazoa; Chordata; Actinopteri; Siluriformes; Bagridae
Gene: tfap2c
Product: transcription factor AP-2 gamma (activating enhancer binding protein 2 gamma)
Exons: 7
Coding region: 377-1717 (446 amino acids)
Biological process (GO): anatomical structure development; regulation of transcription by RNA polymerase II; regulation of cell population proliferation
Cellular component (GO): nucleus
Molecular function (GO): DNA-binding transcription factor activity, RNA polymerase II-specific; RNA polymerase II transcription regulatory region sequence-specific DNA binding
Source: RefSeq, a predicted model, not a curated record